Jaculus jaculus (lesser Egyptian jerboa) is the source of this 1363-nucleotide messenger RNA. RefSeq names its product MNAT1 component of CDK activating kinase (gene Mnat1). Gene Ontology annotation, molecular function: cyclin-dependent protein serine/threonine kinase activator activity. Lineage: Eukaryota; Metazoa; Chordata; Mammalia; Rodentia; Dipodidae. Gene Ontology annotation, cellular component: transcription factor TFIIH holo complex. The record is from RefSeq and is a predicted model, not a curated record. Gene Ontology annotation, biological process: positive regulation of cyclin-dependent protein serine/threonine kinase activity; regulation of transcription by RNA polymerase II; nucleotide-excision repair. The transcript has 8 exons. Bases 130 to 1059 code for a protein of 309 amino acids.
GAAGGGACCGUUCCUGCCGAGUGCCUGUUGGUAGGGAUCCUUCCCGGCGCGGUGCCUUGAGGGGCGCCCGGCGGUGGCUGCGGUUGAAGCAGGCGCGGGGAGGAGGAGUCCGGGAGCGGAGGAGACGCCAUGGACGAUCAGGGCUGCCCCAGGUGUAAGACCACCAAGUACCGGAACCCGUCCUUGAAGCUGAUGGUGAACGUGUGCGGACACACUCUGUGUGAAAGUUGUGUGGAUUUACUGUUUGUGAGGGGAGCUGGAAACUGCCCCGAGUGUGGGACUCCACUCAGAAAGAGCAACUUCAGAGUCCAGCUCUUUGAAGAUCCCGCUGUUGACAAGGAGGUGGAGAUUCGAAAAAAAGUGCUAAAGAUAUACAACAAAAGGGAAGAAGACUUUCCUAGUCUAAGAGAAUAUAAUGACUUCCUAGAAGAAGUAGAAGAGAUUGUUUUCAACUUGACCAACAAUGUGGAUUUGGACAAUACCAAAAAGAAAAUGGAGAUAUACCAAAAGGAAAACAAAGAUGUUAUUCAGAAAAAUAAGUUAAAGCUGACUCGGGAACAAGAAGAAUUGGAGGAAGCUUUAGAAGUAGAACGACAGGAAAAUGAACAAAGAAGACUGUUUGUACAAAAAGAAGAGCAGCUACAGCAGAUUCUAAAAAGGAAGAACAAGCAGGCGUUUUUAGAUGAGCUGGAGAGUUCUGAUCUUCCUGUUGCUCUGCUUUUGGCUCAGCAUAAAGAUAGAUCUACCCAGUUGGAAAUGCAGCUUGAUAAACCUAAAUCCAUAAAACCAGUGACGUUUUCCACAGGCAUUAAAAUGGGUCAACAAAUUUCAUUAGCACCUAUUCAUAAGCUUGAAGAAGCUUUAUAUGAGUACCAACCACUGCAGAUAGAGACAUGUGGACCACUCGUUCCUGAGCUCGAGAUGCUAGGAAGACUUGGGUAUUUGAACCAUGUCAGAGCUGCCUCUCCACAGGACCUUGCUGGUGGCUACACUUCUUCUCUGGCUUGUCACAGAGCACUACAAGAUGCAUUCAGUGGGCUUUUCUGGCAGCCCAAUUAACCAGUAUUCGGACCUUGAAGCCAAACCAAGAGAAUAAAAAGUAGAGAUUUAUAAAAUUAUAGCCACACGCAGCCAUAGCAUGGCACUGUCCCCAGCAGCUGUGUUAAAUCAUUUAUAAGAUAUCAGAGCUCAGCUGAGAAGUGGAAGGCAUACAUACUCAUGGAAAGAUGUAUUUUUACUUCUCAUCUUCUGAGAGGGAUUAUUGAAGUAGGAUCCUCACUUGAUGGGAGAGAAAUAAUUUGCCUGUGUAUGGGGUUGACAGACUUAUAAAAUCUUUUUAAAAUUAAAGCUCAACGUUAUGGUA